AUGGGGGAAAUAAUAAGAUCCUGGUUGCAGUCUCGUUUAGGAGUGAUAAUAGAUCUGACUCCAGAGGUGUUUGGUCACUACUCGAGAGAUGGUACCCUUUUAGCAAAACUCCUGUACAACUACGAUAUAAUAAAUGAGACUCAACUGGAGACCAUAACCCGUACGAAGGACCCAGCCCUGGCCCGAAUUAAUCUGAAACACCUGAGGGCCUGGUCUAAGUUCAUAGGAGUGAAUUUUGAUGACAAGUGCUUGGAGGACAUCUCCAAUGGCCGAGGUACAGCGUCUCUUCGAGUGUUUUACAAGCUCUUCCUUUGUCUCGAAAUGAAGGAUCGACUGCACUUCAUCACCCUGCAGAAAGAGCGAGAAAGGUACAUCCCGAAUUCAACAAAAUUUGAGGUAUCGGUGGUCCCCGAAUUGCCACCACCAGCUGAACCCUUGGAUCAUCCCCUGUCUGCUGAGCUCGUGAGAAAUGUGGAGGUCAUUGAGUGGCACAGGAAGAAGUUCCUGGAGGCCAUCCAGCGAUCCAAACAUUUCACCAAUUCCUCUCUCCCCUCGCAGAUAUCUGAAGAAAUACCUGAGAAAACCCCGAGAGCAACGACAACACUUGAGAUUCAAGAGGAAAUUGGUCGUAAUGAAUUCAGUGGAAUUGAUUCUAUGAAGUCCUCUCGGUCUUUCGAUAAAAAACGAGUCAAAAAUCCUCUGGAAGCGAGAAAAUACGUGAAGAGUCUUUCGCACCGAAGGUCUCGUGCAGCAGCUGCUGAAGACUCAAAACUUUAUUCCCAAAAGAAAGUACUAUCCUCGAUCUGGGGGAGAAUAGAGGAGAGCCAGAACCGAAAGAUUGACGAGACGAUUUGCAGAAGUGUUCUGAGAGAAUCUCAGUACGAGAAACAGAUGUUGAAGAAAUUAUGUGAGAUCCGGAAAGAUAAAGACAGGAUAUCAGACACCAGGAAAUUAGUGGAGAGUCUCAUGCAGAAAUCGAAGGAAGAAUCCUUUCGUUUUGAGGAGGAGAAAAGGCGAGAGGACUUGAGGGUUGACACCCGCAGGAUUGAUGACGAGAGGAAGCGACUGAUGGAACUGGAUCUCAGGGUCAAUAACAAAAGGGUCCAGGAGAGUGAGGAAUACCUGCAAGAACUGGGGAGAAAACUGAUGGAGGAUUUGACGGAUAUCGCGAUGUCCAGUGGUGAUUACAGGAUUUUUUAUUCCCAGGACGUACCGAGGAGAGUCUGGAGGGACUGGAAGGCUCUCUUCAUUCAAGGAUUAUCGCUUCUUCCACCUGACGAGGAACUGCCAACCGAAAUUCUUCGAGGAGAAGGUGAAGAAAUAAUCGCCAGGAGUUCUGAAUGGAUUAAUCGAGAGGAAUUGCUGGACAGAAGAGACCUGGAGGAGUACCUCAAGCUCUCCGGUCCCUGGGAGGAGUUCCUCCCAGAAAACGAAGAGAACUUGGGGCGAAAUGUCCUAGGGUACAUCGUACACAGACUUCUGGGUCUUCUCCACCCCCAGGACUACAAAUCCCCACCUCUCCAGGAGUAUCCAGUUCAAGGAGUUCUCCUCGGUCUUCCAGAAUCUUCUCUUGAUAUUCUUCGUGAUUUCCUCAGUUCCCAGGGGAUUGAAAUUGUCCAGGUGAAGGAGACCGUCGACUAUUGCUUGAGGAGAUACAAAGAAGAAAUCAAGGACUUCAAGUUCGUGGAUCUAGAGUUAAAUAGAAGAAAUGGAUCUUCCCAGUCUUCCCAAAUCAAUGAAACAGAUCAGAAGUCGAAUAAGAAUACCCAGACCCCUAGAAUAAUCCCCUACGAGGACCUGCACCCUCUCCUGAGCGACGCCGCCUUCCUGGGAAAAACUAUCCACGAGUUAUUGACUCACGGUAAUAAGAUUCCCGAGAAAUUAAUCGCAAAAACGAUAAUUCUGUACCUGAAGAGCCUGAAUACCCAGGGAUGGGUGAUUAUCGAUUAUCCUGAGACGUACCAGCAGAUGAUACACCUAGAGUCUGAGUUAUCUGGAGGCAACGAGGAGUUUUUCGAUUCAAAAGGCCAUGAGGAUGAGAAUGAAGAGCUGGAGGGAGUUCUCAAGAGUUCCAGGCUUGUGCCCAACCCUCUAGCUCCGAAAAAUCGUGAAAGCAACUCACACCUGACGAUAUUCGUCAGGAUGAGAGAGAAAUCGAGGAUUUCCGAAGACGAAAAUGAAGUGGAGAAAUUUUACAUCAGCCAGGGGCUCGCCCUGGUGUUCCCUUACGCCUCGGGGGACUUUGAAGCCCUGGAGGAAUUGUCCGAAGUCAUAACUAAAGACCUGAGAACGACUGGACAGCUGGAGAGGUCCUUAGGUAGUCUGGAGUCUUUCGAGGAUUCUAGACAAUCAAAAACCCCUGAAGAGGGAGAGCUACGACCUGGAGAUCCAAGUUGGAACUACGCAGAUCUUCCACAGGAUGAAAACAACCUGGAGGAGCUAGCCCUCUGCUGGAUAAACCUGGAGUCCAGCUGCAUCAGUGGAUUAACUGAAAUCCUCUCCUUGAAACGCUUCACCUUCCUGACGGUUCUCCCGUACAAAGAUUUCAUCGUGAAAUAUUUAUUAGAAUUCGCUGGUCAAGAUUUCAGGCAGCAGCUCCUGCGAGGAUUUCAGAAGGCCUUCAACGAAGUCCCUGAGGACAUGAGGAAUGACGAGGAGGUGAAGCACGAGCUCCACUGCAGGAUGAGGGACUUCCAGGAAGAACUCUGGGAAAUUUGCGACCGAAAACGUAGGAACUGCUUCAGGAAGAGAGAGGAAAUCGUAGGGGACCACUGGACGACUGGACAACUGGUGAUUCUAAUCAAUAUUUAUCUCGCCCUCAUGGAGAUCGAAGUGAAGAGGUUCGUCGACACUGUAGCCGUUGUCGAGGAGUAUUAUGCAGCGAUUAUCAAGAAAGACCCGAGGAGAGAGAGAAUUGAAAACCUUAGACUUCAGAGAGUCUCUUUUCUCGAUGAAGAACGUGGGGAAAGAGAUGAUGGGAAGCCAAAGGCUCCAGGUCUCGAUAAACUAGAAUUGCGGAAGGAAGUCGAGAGGAUUCUACUGGGUGGAGACCAAGAAUCAUUCAAAAUUGAUGAAACAAACGGUUUUAAGACAAUCAGGGCUAAUAUACAUUUCUGUCAGUCCUUCAUUGAUGACGUCCUCUCCUCGGCCUUGGAAUUUCUGAAGAAAAAUGACAAACGAUCAAAGGAGACUCCACCGAACAUCAAGAAGGGCAAGAGGCCAUCGAAGAAGUCCUCGAAGCUCCAGACGACGGAAGAUCCUGGAGAAAAUUCAGAAAUCGACAAAAAAUUGGAAAAUGCCCUGAAGGAAUGGAGCUGCGUCCUGGAGUACGAGGCCACCAGGAUAAAGACUCUUCUGAGUGUUCUAGAGUCGGCUUGGAAAUCCGAUGUCGAGUUCCUCCUGACGACGAUUCAGGACGGACUGCAUCUCGUCGAGGAAAAAAUCAACGAGAUUUAUAGAAAGGAAUUAAAAGGCAUCGAGGAAAUGUCCAGGGUUUUCUGUCUGGCCAUUGAAUAUCACCGAUCGCUCCCAGGGGAUAUGAUCCUCGAUGGAGAUCGUUUCCUGGUCAAUUCCCAUGACUCCAAGGAUGGAGAGGUUCUCAGAUCAUUGAGAGCUUUUCCCACCGAGGAAGCAGAGGAUUUACAAUUUAAAAUGGUACAGUUGGGACGUCUAAAGGACAUCUUCGAGAGAGUCGCCCCUUCUGGAAGUCUCCCUCGACGAUCGUUCAUCUACAUCCUCCAGGAUCUCAUCGCCUGUGGGGAUGAGGACAACGAGCCCCUGGUGCCCCCGUCCUGGCUGAAAUUAGAGCCCAAAGAGGUAUUUGAGCUCGUCUUCGAGGUUUUUGGGAAUGAUCCCCUCGUCGACUGGCGAGAUUUUCUGGUGUACGCGAUGAACAUCGAUUUACCGAGUCAAGAGCAACUCCUGGAGACUCUGGAGCACUUCAGGAAAAGAGAUGAGAGUCUCUCUGGAUGCCUCCCAAGGGCUGUCUUCAUCAAUAUUCCCGUCUGGUUCCAUAAAAAUCUCGUCACCCCUUCCAUCAACUCCUGGCUCCACGAGGAUUUCGAGGAGGACGAGUAUGAGCUCUCAACCAGAACCAGCAGUUCCCCUCAUUCCCGAGUUAUUUCUCUCCGUCCAAAAUCCAACAAAAAAUCGAUUUCUUUCAGAAUCGACGAGAUCGUCAAAAAACUCCCGAUCGAGGAAAUCACCCCCCAGGAAUUGCGACUAAAUCUCGCGAAAGAACUCCUCAGCGAAAUCUUCCUCGAGAACAAUAACGUCAACUACCUCAAAAUUUUACUAGCCUUCUGCAGGGAUCAGAAUCCCAGUAAAGGAUUGACAGGUGCCCUGACUGUCGUCCUGAACUCCAAAAUCUGUGGGAGUUCCGAGGACGGCGAGAAAUUCGUUGAGGAAUCGAUGUCCAGCAGCUCCUGGAGGACGUGA
This is a messenger RNA of Fopius arisanus, 4437 nucleotides long. The record is from RefSeq and is a predicted model, not a curated record. Lineage: Eukaryota; Metazoa; Arthropoda; Insecta; Hymenoptera; Braconidae.